AUGAAGAUUCCUCCAUUUACAUCACUGCCACCGGCCAGUAUAAGACGAAGCCUUACAACAUCAGAAUGGGAAGCCUGCAUAGCCGCUUGGCUGACAUUAUCCCAAGUGACUCUAGACUUUUCCAAGGAAAGAUUCGUCGAGCAAUGUCAUGAACAGAAUUCCCUGCCGACAUUCCUCGAUUCGUUCUAUACACAAGUCGCCGAGGCGGGACCUCAAGAUGGACAACUCCGAUCGAUCCAAGCAUUAUCGUUGCGUAAGAUUUGCUUCAAGCUUGUAGACCGAAUGUAUCGCGAGGUCGAUCGAAUACCGUCGCUGCUGUCGACCUGGCAUUUCAUAUCGAACUUCUGCCUGGCUCAUGUAAAAGAGGCCGCUCUUUCAGGGACCAUUCACGCCAUCUGGGAGAAGCAAUCAACUACCAUGAGGACGUCCUUGCAGAAGGAGACGCAAGGGGCUCUCGCUCUUCUUGAAUCCAACAAUGGUCCGGAUGGUACGAAAUGGUUGACUCGAUUCGCUCCGGUUGUUGUUUCGUCGCCAGAUAUUGGACUCUCCAUCAUGACGGCUUCCGAUUUCUUAGACACGCUCGUCAGUGCUUACAACCCUCGCACAUCAGAUGUGAAGCGGAAGGCGCUGUCGAACUUUGUCUUUCACGGAAUGGUCGCACUCGCCAGGACUGACCCGCCAAAUGUGUCGCUUCUUGCUGAUCAACUUUACUCCCUUAAAACUCAAGCCGAUGCCUCGUCGACCAACCUGUCGUUACUUCAUGAUGCUGUCACCAAUACCCCUUUGACAUCCAAGCUUCAACAAACCAUUGCUUCAAACUCUUCCGAUAGACUAGCGAAACUUCUGGCGACGCUCGAGACGUACCGUACACCGAGCAUCGCGCGCAGGAAACGAUCAGUACGAUCCCGUCCCGCAAAGGGCAAACAAAAUGCCGAUAGAAACGCCGAACUGCAUGUUCAUCACAUGAGUCUCAUCACACAAGUACAAGAUCUGUUUCCUGAUCUUGGAUCCGGGUUCGUCGUCAAAGUGUUGAGUGAAUACAACGACGAUGUCGAACAGACCAUUGCACAUCUCCUCGACGACUCGUUGCCACCUCAUCUCGCAUCCCUAGACCGAUCUGCAGAGAUGCCCACAGGUACAGAACCCCAACCCGACCAUCUCGCACCCCGUCCAACACCACCCGCCGCCAUCCAACCGUUCAUCCCCUCGCGUCGCAACGUCUUCGACAACGACGAGAUCCACAACCUCCAACUCGGCACCGACCGCCUGCACAUCGGCAAAGCCAAAAUCGACCUCUCGACCGCGUCCGACGCCCAGCCCAACAAAGCCGCCAUCCUCUCCGCGCUGGCCGCGUUCGACUCGGACGACGACGAGCGCGACGACACCUACGACGUCGACGACGUCGGCGGGACGAUCGACACGGCGCACCCGGACGGCGAACCGGGCAUCAUCGCGGCGAGAGCCGCCCAGGACGAAAACGACGCGGCGCUCUUCGCCGCCUACAGAUCCGCCCCGGAGCUCUUCGGCCGCGCGCACGAGAUCCGGCGCGGCCAGGCCCGCGCCGCGCUGAAGCGGGAGACGGGCAUGACGGACGAGGCGAUCGAGGGCUGGGCCAUCAUGCUCGCGCGCGACCCCAAGCGCGCGCGGAAGCUCGAGGCGCAAAGCGCUGCGUUCGACGGGCGGCAGGUCCAUCUCGCGGGGACGGCGUAUCGCGGGGAGGCCGCAGCGGACACCGACACCGAUGGAUCGGACGGAGGUGGUGGUGGUAGUGGGGUGAUGAAUGCGCCGAGGGGCGGGUUCCGUGGACGGGGCCGGGGUGGGCGAGGCGGGCGAGGCGGAGGGAAUGUGGCGGGCGAGGCGGGCGAGGCGAGCACCGCGCACGCCCAGCGUCGGAAGGAGGCGAGCAAAGGCAGUCGGGCGAACCACAAUCGCCGGAACCAGCGGGCGAAGAAGAUGGCGAGGGGAGGGUUUCCCGGGUGA
This is a messenger RNA of Dissoconium aciculare CBS 342.82, 1980 nucleotides long. RefSeq lists its product as uncharacterized. Lineage: Eukaryota; Fungi; Ascomycota; Dothideomycetes; Mycosphaerellales; Dissoconiaceae. Gene Ontology annotation, molecular function: ubiquitin binding. The record is from RefSeq and is a predicted model, not a curated record. The transcript has a single exon. The coding region runs from base 1 to 1980 and encodes 659 amino acids.